Fraxinus pennsylvanica is the source of this 1167-nucleotide messenger RNA. NCBI's taxonomy places the organism in Eukaryota, Viridiplantae, Streptophyta, Magnoliopsida, Lamiales, Oleaceae. The record is from the annotation of a GenBank genome assembly.
AUGGAAGCUCUCCUCUCCUCCACAACUUUCCCUGUGAAGAGAGCCCUCUAUUCUCCACCAUCGGAUAAGCCACUCCAAUUCUUUCCUACAAAAAUAAACCUUAACAGACCCCAAAAAUCAAGCCAUUCGGUGCAAAAAAAUGCUUCUUUCUCCCUCAGCUUACCUCUCAGAAUCUCUGCAAGUGCACAAACUGCUCCUUCUACUGAAGCUUCAACAAGUUCUUCAGUACCAUCAGAAAUGAAGGCCUGGAGUUAUAGUGAGUAUGGUGCGGUGGAUGUGUUGAAAUUUGAGUCAAACGUUGCGGUCCCUGAAGUGAAAGAGGACCAGGUUUUGAUUAAAGUUGUUGCAGCUGCUCUUAAUCCUGUUGAUUUUAAGAGAAGAUUGGGGAAAUUCCAGGCCACCGAUUCACCUCUACCAACGGUGCCAGGCUAUGAUGUUGCUGGUAUCGUAGUUAAAGUUGGGAGUCAAGUAAAGGGAUUAAAAGAAGGAGACGAAGUAUAUGGAGACAUACACGAGAAAGCAUUGGAUGGACCUAAACAGUUUGGCUCAUUAGCUGAGUACACAGCGGUCGAGGAGAAAUUAUUAGCUUUGAAGCCCAAGAAUCUUGAUUUUGCACAGGCUGCUGGUCUCCCUCUCGCUAUUGAGACGGCCUAUGAAGGUCUUGAAAGGGCCGGAUUUUCUUCCGGAAAAUCCAUCCUUGUGUUGGGAGGUGCUGGUGGUGUUGGCUCACUGGUUAUACAGCUUGCAAAACACGUGUUUGGUGCUUCUAAGAUAGCUGCUACCGCCAGCACUCCAAAGCUGGACUUCCUCAGAAGCUUGGGUGCAGAUUUGGCCAUCGACUACACCAAGGAGAACUUUGAAGAUCUACCAGAGAGAUUUGACGUAGUUUACGAUUCAGUAGGACAGUGUGAUAGGGCAGUGAAGGCAGUGAAGGAAGGUGGCAGUGUUGUAGUUCUAACUGGAGCAGUCACACCACCUGGCUUCAGGUUUGUUGUGACUUCCAAUGGAGAAAUGUUGAAGAAACUAAAUCCGUUCCUGGAGAGCGGUAAAGUGAAGCCACUGAUCGAUCCCAAGGGACCGUUUCCUUUCGACCAGGUUAAGGAAGCGUUCUCUUAUUUGGAAACAGGACGAGCUACUGGGAAGGUUGUUAUAUAUCCAAUUCCAUGA